Molecule: messenger RNA, 585 nt
Organism: Drosophila kikkawai
Lineage: Eukaryota; Metazoa; Arthropoda; Insecta; Diptera; Drosophilidae
Gene: ovm
Product: oven mitt
Source: RefSeq, a predicted model, not a curated record
AUGCGAGGCAACUGGCGAACGUUGGUCUCUAUAACGACCUGGCUGCUCCUGCUGGAACUCAGCGGCAUAGGCAGCAAGGAGAGCUGCUACUACAUAUUCUUCACCCAUGCCAACUGGACGGAUGCCCGACCGAGGUUCAUUGUAAACAUGACGUUUUCCAAUCAAACCGGCAUUGGCUCUGUGACCACCAUCAACGAGGAGAUAGCCUCACCUGUGUCCCGGAUUCUAAUCCUCCAGCAUUCGUCCAAGGAGAAACCCCGUACUAUUUACAAUGCCACCAUGAAGCUGUGCGAUCUGCAGAAUGUCUUCAACUCGGUGCCGCUCUUCAAGCCCGUCAAGGAUAAUAUGCUCAAGCAGAGCAACUACUCCCUGAGCUGUCCCUUGGUCCCAGGCACCUACAGCAUGGGCAACAUGAAGGUCAGCCCCAAGAAUCCGCUGCUGAGUCUUCUCUAUCAGCCCAAGCACACGUUUUCUGUCAAGGGUGGUCUCUUUGAGGAGCUGGGCUCGAGGGGUCGCCUGAGGCCCUUGUCCACUUAUUUUAUGGCUGGAAAGGUGGUCAAGAGGAGCUGUGGGGCCAAUGAAUGA